Pungitius pungitius (ninespine stickleback) is the source of this 1294-nucleotide messenger RNA. Its product is annotated as proenkephalin-A-like. NCBI's taxonomy places the organism in Eukaryota, Metazoa, Chordata, Actinopteri, Perciformes, Gasterosteidae. Gene Ontology annotation, cellular component: axon terminus; plasma membrane; neuronal cell body. The record is from RefSeq and is a predicted model, not a curated record. The transcript has 3 exons. The coding region runs from base 307 to 1050 and encodes 247 amino acids. Gene Ontology annotation, biological process: sensory perception; chemical synaptic transmission; neuropeptide signaling pathway. Gene Ontology annotation, molecular function: opioid receptor binding.
UCCCGGUGACGUAUGCGCACAAACUACUUUAACAAGCCGCGGUGCCGGAGCACUUCACCGAGCACUCUGAGGGGACUGCGCACGCGAGUUUAACGGGGUAACGAUUGUUUUCUCCCUCCUGAACGCCGGCAAACGUUUACCCAGAAAGAGGCGCCUUCUCAGCUGCUCCAACUGACUGAGCCGUGACCGCUCCAGAUUUUUCGGGCUCGCACGCUCGCGCCGCUCCGAAGCUUCCAGCUUUGCCGCCACGCGCCGAAGGGGACCGCGCGCAACAGCUUCUUUAGCGCGUGAAACAACACCGAGUCAAUGGCCGGCCGCGCACACAGCAGCGACAUGUGGAUUCUGGUUCUGGUUCUGGGCGCGUGCGUGUCUCAAGUGGUGGGAACGGAGUGCGGGAAGGAGUGCGCACUGUGCGUUUACCGUCUGCUGGGACAGCAGUCUGGUUUCUCCUCCCUGACCUGCUCACUGGAGUGCAAGGGUGGGUUGGACACCCAGAAGCUCCGCCUGUGCCAGGACUUCCUGUUAGAGGAAGAAGACAACAUUCCUCUGAAUGCCGACUCCCGUCAGCCACAGGACCAGGAGGGAUCGGACGAAGCGACGGCUGACGACGGCGACUCCCCAUCACCACAGCACCUGCUGGCCAAGAAGUACGGUGGCUUUAUGAAGCGCUACGGCGGCUUCAUGUCUCGCCGCUCCCCCUCUCAGGAGGGGCUACUAGAGGAUCCUGGAAACCAAGACGAAGAAGAGAACGUUCGCCUGGAGAUCUUAAAGAUUCUCAAUGCCGCGCCGGAGCAGGGCGGCGAAGGUCAGGGAGGGGAGGCAGUGAAGAGGUACGGGGGCUUCAUGCGCCGAGCCGGGGGAGGGGUGGCACAGGGCGAUCUGUUAGAGGCGGUGUUGGGCCGCGGCCUCAAGAAGCGCUACGGAGGGUUCAUGAGACGCGUGGGCAGGCCUGAGUGGCUGGUGGACAGCAGCAAGAGCGGGGGGGUGUUGAAACGGGCCUGGGAGAGCGGCAGCGAGUUACAGAAGAGGUACGGGGGGUUCAUGGACUAGACCGCGACAGCUAUAACCCUUCAUCCCCACGCAUCUCUCCAACCCCCUGUGUUCAGCCACCACCUUGUAAUCUGGACUCGCUCUCUCUGCUUUGUAUGAUGUGCUGCUGCUUACUUCAUUGGUUCAAUUGCUCCUGGAAUGAUAAAAAAAGAUAAAAUAUAUGUUGUUCAGAUGUGCACAAACUUCAUUUGGUUGGUUUAUUUUUCCUGAUGUAUUAUUUAUUAAACUAAUUUGUUGAUCAAGG